UUUCCCUAUCCGUAGCCAUUUUGGCUCAAGUCAUUGAUUUCAGACAUAUUGAACACAUCGGUACCGUAUUGUGUCCCAUAGCAUGUUGCCGCGAACGCGCCUUGCGACAUCUCGGUAUGGAGUGGUGGAAUUGAUCAAGCUAUUGACUUUUCUUCCACUUGCGGCGUCAUUGGCGCUGCCCUCAGUCGCUUCUCGUCGCGAAUGUAAACCGAAUGAGACAACAAAUUAUUCAAUUCGUUACGGCGCGAAGCCUUCAGGGAGUGGCAACUUAUGGGAGUACUACCACUUCUUGAUCGAUUUUGCUCCAGCUGUGUUGCACUUCGUGCGCAACGACAGCGCGCCCUGCAAACGUUUGCAGGUACCAGGCUGGAACGGAACAAACAAGUUCCAUUUGGCGUUGCCGGGCCAGCCGCAGAGGAGUUUGGAAGCGCAUUUCGAAUUCCUCUUGGGGCAGCCGUUGGGUCUUACCAUCGAAGUCGCCAGCAGCUUCGAGGCCUUCGCGAAGAACGCCAGGACGUCGGGGCAGGUCGAUUGGGACUGCCACGGCGCAGGCCGGAAGAAUCAGUGGGCUGGAUUCCCCGCAGAAUAUUUCGUGGAGUUCCGGGACCACGCCUGGGGCCUGCCCGGCGUGCCGCCAGCCCAGCACCGGGACGUCGUCGCCGUGAGGCGCGAACGCCUCCAGAACUAUAAGGGUCCACCCACGGGGUGUUCUCGUCGAUGCCUGGACGAGCGCUUCUACGAUCGCCUGCUUGAAGUUUCGCUGUCGCACGACUGGGACACGGCCGUGGUGGCGCUGGAAAAUCAAGCUAUUGCCGACCAGAUCGCGUUGUUCUCGCAUGCGAGUGUCAUUAUUGCGCAGCAUGGCGCCGCGCUGUCGAACAUAAUCUUUGCACCUCCAGGAACGCUGACCGUCGAGGUGGGAAAGGCCGACUUUCCAUGCUACAAGACGUUGUCUGCCAAACUUGGGUUGCCGUUUCUCCAUUUCGAUACGGAUGAGUUUUCAGAUGACAUUGCACAGGGCAUCUCGACAGCAUUAGCGGAUGACGUCGCCAGAGGCGACAAGCAGUUAAGAGAGCUUCGCGACGUCAUCGGGCGAUUCGUGCUGCCGCUCGAUCCAGAUCAGCGCGCCUCCCAUGUGCGUUGCCCCGAUUUUGCAACGUGCGUGGGGCAGCAGUUCGGGCAAUAGCAGAAGUCGCGACGACGCAGCCAGAGCCAUCUACAGUUUCCUCGGUCGAGGCUGGAGUGAGGACGUCGCCGUGGCUCGAGUGAGACAGCCCUCCAUUUCAUGGCAGGCCUAGGGGGCUAGGCUGGGGAGCACGACAAGCUCUCCGGCCUGGCCCUCUUUCUCGCUCCUCCUCUCCUUCGGAGCCCCGCGCAGGGGAAGUCUCGAGCGCGCGGCGGGAAUGCUUGCGCCGCGUCGCUCUGGGGCUUUGGCCGGACUCCCUGGCCAGAGCCCGACACAUGUAGGGUCGGAGUCGGUCCGAUUAUGUAUCGAUUCUGGCUGGCUUCAGAAUUCGAGCCGGAUAUUCCGACGAUCUGAUACGGCCCCUUCUGUGCAUGGCGAUGUCAUGCAUCUUCGCGCAGCCGAACCAAUGCAAGCCAAUUUCUCGAUUCAAUGCCACUUGUACGUACCAAUGAUGCUUCGUCUUGGUGCGAGCCACGAGUGACGAGCAUGUCGAGGAGAGAGCCGAACA
Prorocentrum cordatum is the source of this 1694-nucleotide messenger RNA. The record is from the annotation of a GenBank genome assembly. Lineage: Eukaryota; Dinophyceae; Prorocentrales; Prorocentraceae.